Messenger RNA from Phyllotreta striolata, 2667 nucleotides. The record is from the annotation of a GenBank genome assembly. NCBI's taxonomy places the organism in Eukaryota, Metazoa, Arthropoda, Insecta, Coleoptera, Chrysomelidae.
AUGGAUAGUGUUGGGAAUGAAAGAUUAACCCGUGAAAUAUAUAAUUUAUUUAGUUCUGGCCAACAAAGUACAAGUAAUCAUGAAAAAAAUACCAAAAAGUUAAAACAAAUUUAUAAAGACUCCAAUCAUGAAGAGUUUUUCGCCAGUAUCAAAGUUUGUUUACAAAUUUUUCUGCAAUAUCCUUUGAAACAUGCAGGAGUAGAUAAAGUUAUGAAACUCUUCUGCAAAUUCUGUGCUGUACUUCACGGAGACCACCCUUUACUAGAAGAUAUUUUAAAUUUUUUACUAAAGACUUGUGUCUUGAUCGAUAACAACAUACGAAUAAGAUCUUGUACUUUGAUAUAUGGAAUCAUUGAAAAAGUUAGCGAUUUGAGUGAGACAUUGAUGAACAAUUUACAAAAUGUCUUCCUCAAUAGACUAUAUGAUCCUAAGCUCGUUAUCAAAGAAUUUGCCAUACUUAUACUGAGCAAAUUUCAAGAAUCGAAUGAAGAUGAAAAUGAAAUAAUACUGCAGUUUAAGCGCUUAAUGAAUAAUAGCGGUGUAGCAAAGGUUCGACAACUUUGUAUAGAAAAUAUACGAUGUACAAAUUCUGUAUUGCCCUGCAUUAUCAAUCGGAUUCGUGAUGUAAAUGUUAAUGUCCGACUUGCUGCGUUUAAGAGGCUUUCGUACUUAGCAGAACAUUUAAAGAAUAUGGAAAAACGAUUGGUUUUAAAUAUUGGUUUUGCUGAUGAAUCGGUUGAAAUUACGAAUUACAUAACGAAGGUCUUACUUAAAUCCUGGUUAGAGUCCUAUAACAACGAUAUCGUAAUGCUUCUGAAGUCUUUAAAAGGUUUUUCUAAUGAAAAUGAAGUUAAUAUUACAACUGUACUAUAUAAAAAAAUUGUGGAAAGUUGCCUAAAGUGUGGUACUUUAAAAGAUAUAUCGUCAAUAACUUUAAAUGAACACUUAUUAAUACCCAUUGAUCAAUUAAGUGUAGAGACUGCCUGUAUAUGGAGAACUUAUAUAAAAUUCUUGAAAGAGAGCAAAUAUGAUGAGGUAUUUGAAAAUACAUUACCCGAGUUGAUUUUUCUCAGUGAACAUAUAAAAGACUUUUACUUGAAUUUUUCCAAAGAAUGUACUUCGGAGGAAGUUUUAAGUGAACAGAUUAUAUUGAAAGAGUUGUUCAUGAUGAUUAAGCUGUAUACAUUUGCUGAUAGUGUACAAAGAAACUACGUAAAAUCUUUAAUAUUUCAUAUUUUGUUGAAUGUCCAGCUCAGAUCGGAUGUAAUCGAAGUUAUAAUUGCUAUUUUGGAAUAUAGCUCUUUGAAUAUAGAGACCCACAUUAAACACGUCUGUGAAAUUAUUUCCGAUUUAUUGUAUCCUACUACAGAACAUCAGAUAUCUGCGCUUGCUGCAGAUUUAACUGCUUUGCAAUGCAAACAGGAUGAAGCAAUUAAAACCCAAGAUCGGCAAGUAGCCGAGCGUUUGAAGACCCUAAUAAGUGAUAUUGAAGUUAAAUUAGACGCACUUAAAAAAGGAGCUUUGAAUCAAAGCGAUGAAAAUCUAGUUAAAACCACCGAUUUCGCGGCGCAAGUUAAAUGCAUCGAUAUUUUCAUAGCAUUACUCUUAUCUCCGAGUAUAACCGCGCUGACGAGCUCCAUCAAAACACUAAAAUCCGAGUUAGUAGAGCCAAUGUUGCUCGGAAGUCAAGAGCAACUGAAAAUCAAAGCCUUGAAGGCCUACGCGCUUUGCUCCAUUAUGGAUAAGAACACUGCGAAAACGGGAAUUCAUAUUUUAAUGGUGCCUAUAUCAGCUUACAGUCACGACGAGGAAUGUGAUAUUGAUACAUUGAUUGUUUGCAUAUCUGCAGUGUCCGAUUUAUUGGUGGUGCAUGGAGCGCAAUUAUUAGCCAUUCCGGAUACCGAAAAACUGUCCGAAAGCAUGGACGAAAAUGAACUGUCUAUUUUCACCGGUGGAACAUCUCUUAAAGAUAUUGCACAAGGCCUCUUCGACUUGUUGGACGAUGAUAACAGUGAGAUCCAACAAACUGCUGGAAGUGUUAUAUGUCGUUUGGUUAAAAGCGAUAUAAUCAUGUCGAGUUCGGUGAUUUCUAGAUUGAUUCUAAAAUGGGCUGUAUCUACUACAAGUGAUGUACUAAGACAUGUCAUCGGUAAAACACUGGAACAUAUAUCUAAGUUAGAAGUGGCCAAGCAUUUAGAAAAAGCAUUCUUUACAACCGUUAAAACGUUAUUUUCUGCACCGAAAAAUAGUCCUUUAACGCUCGUUAAAAUAGAGGAUAUAGCAAAGUUCAUAUUGGAUCUUAAAAAAACUUCUCCAGGAGCUAAAAGUAUCGCUUUAAACAUAGCGACUGGAAUGAUUCAGGAAAUUAUAAUAAAGCCUCAGGAGAAAAUUAACUUGGUGUAUUCGAAAUUGUUGCUCAUGAUCGAUGAUGUUUCAGCAAGUCCGAAACUUCAGUCUCUACUAGACGAGCUUAUUGAAUGCAUUGAAGAGGAGGAUUUAGCACCUUUGCUUGUCAGAAACUUAAACAAGGUGGUUAAAACGUUUCGUGUUUCACAAGAACUUGAACAAGAGCCAGAAUCUGAACAAGAGCAAGAAUGUGAACAAGGGAAAGAAUGUGAACAAGAACAAGAAUGUGAACAAGAGCCAGAAUGUGAACAAGAGUAAAAA